AUGACAUGGGUGCUUCCUCUGCUCCAGAUCCUUGCCACGGUCUGGCCCGGCCGAGCCAUAGUUGACACAUGCGACGUCUGCGGGAGACACCCCUUGGUGCCGGGCCCAGGCAGCAGCGUGCGGGUGGUGGGCGGGAUCGAUGCCCACCCGGGGGCCUGGCCGUGGAUCGUCAGCCUGCAGCUGCCCACGAUCACCGGGCACAAGCACACCUGCGGGGGCUCCCUCAUCACGGCCCGGUGGGUUCUCACCGCAGCCCACUGCUUCGGGAACAAGAGGAACCUGCCGCACUGGCGCGCCGUGCUGGGCGCCUCGAAGCUUUCGUCCCUCGGCUCGGAGGUCCACGUGCGCUACAUCAAGCAGGUGGUGGUCCAGGAGGAUUACCAGCCCGGCGUGGAGCUGAACGACAUCGCGCUGAUGGAGCUGGACCAGCCGGUCAUGUGCAGCAGCUACAUCCAGCCGGCCUGCCUGCCCGACAGCACCGUCAGGGUGCCCGCCUUAGCCGUCUGCUACAUCAGCGGAUGGGGCGCCUCGAGGGAGCACGGCCAGCAGGCGACGGACAUCAUGCAGGAGGCGAGGGUCAACCGCUUCCCCGUCGCGCAGUGCAACAGCAGCGGCUGGUACGGCGGGGCCAUCCGCGAGCACCAGCUGUGCGCAGGGUACGAGGAAGGGGGCGUGGACAGCUGCCAGGGAGACAGCGGCGGCCCGCUCAUGUGCCGGGAAGAGGCCUCGCAGCCCUACUGGGUGGUUGGCGUCACCAGCUGGGGGCAAGGCUGCGGCAGGGCGCACCGGCCGGGCGUCUACACCGCCACGCAGAGCUUCUACGCGUGGAUGAAGGGGUGGGCCGGCCCCAUGCCGCAGCCCCCUCCCACGCCCAAGCACGUGGCCUCGACAGCGGCGCUGGCCCCGGAGACUCACGGAUCAGUCCAUUUAGUUGCAGCGUCUCAUUCCAAACCUGUGGAGACCACGACCCGUCCCACGCCAGCACCCACGACCAUGUCGAGAUCUACGCUCCCACCACAGACGACACAUCCCACGCCAGCACCCACAACCACCCCUGAAUCUACUCUCCCACCACAGACCACGACCCAACCCAAGCCGGAAGCCUCUCCUCAAACUCCGUGCGAAACGCCGUCGCAGCCAGAGACAGCAGCCCUGCCCCAGCCAGAGCCGGGGGCCCCCGAGGCCGAAGCCCCACCUCAGCCAGAGACUGAAACCCCACAGCCCAGCCCAGCACCUCCUCGGGGAGAGACCGGAGCCCCCGGACCUCCGCCCCAGCCCAACCCCCCCAAGGCUCACAGAGGCACCGUGGCCACGUUCUUCAAACUGCUUCAGAAUUUCCUACGUGCCCUGCAGAAGCAGAAGAGUGUUGCGCGGCUGGAGCACGCGGGGGACCCGGCUCCCCCCCAGAACUCGGGACCACCAGCGGCCACUGUCCUGCCCGAGGACGCGGACAAGCCCUUGCGGACAGAAGGAGCCCCCCCCGGUACCUGCGGCACACGGAUAUGCUGA
This is a messenger RNA of Varanus komodoensis (Komodo dragon), 1509 nucleotides long. RefSeq names its product acrosin (gene ACR). Gene Ontology annotation, molecular function: serine-type endopeptidase activity. NCBI's taxonomy places the organism in Eukaryota, Metazoa, Chordata, Lepidosauria, Squamata, Varanidae. Gene Ontology annotation, biological process: acrosome reaction; proteolysis. The transcript has 6 exons. The coding region runs from base 1 to 1509 and encodes 502 amino acids. The record is from RefSeq and is a predicted model, not a curated record.